This is a messenger RNA of Rhinichthys klamathensis goyatoka, 1625 nucleotides long. RefSeq names its product double PHD fingers 2 (gene dpf2). The coding region runs from base 74 to 1321 and encodes 415 amino acids. Lineage: Eukaryota; Metazoa; Chordata; Actinopteri; Cypriniformes; Leuciscidae. Gene Ontology annotation, biological process: nervous system development. The record is from RefSeq and is a predicted model, not a curated record. The transcript is spliced from 12 exons. Gene Ontology annotation, cellular component: nBAF complex.
GACCUUUCUCUCUAAGGUCCUUCAUUCUGCGCAAGCGCAGAUCACCCGCUGCAAGCAGCUCAGUAGAGCCAAGAUGGCGGCGGUAGUAGAGAAUGUUGUCAAGCUGCUGGGUGAGCAGUAUUACAGGGACGCUAUGGAGCAGUGUCACAACUAUAAUGCCCGUCUGUGCGCAGAGAGGAGCGUGAGGAUGCCUUUCCUCGACUCUCAGACAGGUGUCGCCCAGAGCAACUGCUACUUCUGGAUGGAGAAACGACACAGGGGACCAGGUGUUGCCCCAGGUCAGUUGUACACUUAUCCAGCACGUCGCUGGAGAAAGAAGAGGAGAGCUCUCCCUCCAGAGGACCUUCGUCUAGCCUUCCCAUCUCUAAAGUCCGAGCUGGAUCUGGGGCUUAAGAAGGAAGUUUUCUCCAGUGAUGGAAGCAGCUUAGAGGCUCUUUUGAAAGGAGAGCCACUGGAUAAAAGGUCAGGGUUGGAGCUCCGCACAGGGGAGGAGGAGCCCAGCUCUAUAGAGCUCUCCACUGGGGCACUAAACCCCAGCAGCAGGGUCCGAAAGAGAAUUUUGGAGCCAGAUGAUUUUCUAGAUGAUCUUGACGAUGAAGAUUAUGAGGAAGAUACUCCGAAGAGAAGGGGAAAAGGCAAGGGAAAGGGUCGUGGUGGUGUCAGCAGCGCUCGGAAGAAGUUGGAAGCAGCAGCAGCUUUGGAAGAUCGGGACAGACCGUACGCCUGUGACAACACUUUCAAACAAAAGCAUAUUUCAAAAUCUUCCGAAAGAGUCUGUGGGAAGCGCUAUAAGAACAGGCCUGGUCUCAGUUAUCAUUACGCCCACUCUCACUUGGCUGAGGAGGAGGGGGAGGAGAAAGAUGAGAUGGACAUUCGCGAACCAACUCCACCCCAACAGGAUGAACCAAAGACUCCAAAAAAGGGCCCAGACGGUUUGGCUCUGCCGAACAACUACUGUGAUUUCUGUUUGGGAGAUUCCAACCUGAACCAGAAAACUGGCCAAUCAGAAGAGCUUGUGUCCUGCUCAGACUGUGGUCGUUCUGGUCACCCUUCAUGUCUGCAGUUCACUCCAGUGAUGAUGGCUGCUGUGAAAACCUAUCGCUGGCAGUGCAUUGAAUGCAAAUGCUGUAACAUAUGUGGAACAUCAGAAAAUGAUGACCAGCUAUUGUUCUGUGAUGAUUGUGACCGAGGUUAUCACAUGUACUGCCUCUCGCCCCCCAUGUCUGAACCUCCUGAAGGAAGUUGGAGUUGUCAUCUGUGUUUGGCUCUCCUGAAAGAGAAGGCCUCCAUAUACCAGAAUCAGAAUGCUCCGCCCUCGUGAUGGUCCUUUGGGAAAGACAGAUCCUCGAUCACAUAGUUCCUGCCAAGAUUUGUUUGUUUGAUUUAAGCAAACAAAAUAGGUGGAACAGAAGUUGUAGUGGAACAGAAAAGGGACAACCACCUCGCCCAGGCCCUCAGACACAAAUAGCAGGAGAGAAAGAGAGAGGGAGUGAGAAAGAAUGGCCUCCUUCUCUUAUUCCUCAUUUACAUCUCAGCAGGUUUGAUCUCAGUAUGACUGUUACACAGUUCCAAGUUUCAAACUACCCUUGCUCUUUGUUUUCAACUAUUGGCCCCCCACAACGAAC